GCAGUCCCAUCGCUUGUGGGCGAGGCUGUUUUCUUCCCAACCCCCUAGGAAUGCCUCCUCUGGGACCUGGGCCUGAGGUUGUAAUAAAUGCCCAGCAGAGCUGCGGUCCAGCACCCUGGGGCCUCCCCACCUCCACUAGCCUGCCGCGCUCCCCGCCCUGGCAUCGGCGUCAUGCUCUGGAAGGCACUGCUCCUCUCCGCCUGCUUUGCUCUGGCGGUGACUUACCCCGCACUGCUUCAGGAAUUCAUCACUGACUUAGAGUCAACCAUUGACCUGGAGUCAACCACUGACCCAGAGUCGACUACUGGCCUAGAUUUGACCACUGGCCUACAGUGGACCACUGGCCUAGAGUUGACCACUGGCCUAGAGUUGACCACUGACCCAGAGUCGACCACUGGCCUAGAGUUGACCACUGACCCAGGGUUGACCACUGGCCUAGAGUUGACCACUGGCCUACAGUGGACCACUGGCCUAGAGGUGACCACUGACCCAGAAUUGACCACUGGCUUAGAGUCGACUGCUGACCCAGAGUCGACCACUGGCCUACAGUGGGCCACUGGCCUAGAGUCAACCACUGACCCAGAGUCGACCACUGGCCUAGAGUCGACCACUGACCCAGAGUCGACCACUGGCCUAGAGUCGACCACUGACCUGUCAGACUUGACCACGCACCAUGACUUCACUGAAGAUGCACAAACAACAACUGACGUGUAUUUGGAGAACACACAGACUUUUGAAUUGCCUACUAAGGUGGGAUUAAACACCCUGAGCUCUAAGGAAGAAGCCACUGAGGUCACAGAGGAGCCCAGCACCUCCACGGGAAGCAACGAGUACAACACAGUGUUUUUUGUUUAGAAAAUGAAGCAGAUUCUCAUUACCUGCGACCAUCGCUCUACUAACCACAACAUUCUAAGAAGAUUCUGAGCCUCUGAACAAGCCUUCCAUUCCAUUAUAGGAGCUUGAAUAAUUGUAAAAGACUAGACUAGUGAGACAUAGGAGGUACCUACUUGAGGAUAAACAGAGUGGCAAGAAUUAUACACAGACAGAAGAGGGGCAACUCUUAACCAUGUCCCAUCUAAUAUGGGCUCAAUAAAUGUUCAUUUGUACUAAAUUUUGAGAGGGGGUUU
Molecule: messenger RNA, 1127 nt
Organism: Delphinapterus leucas (beluga whale)
Lineage: Eukaryota; Metazoa; Chordata; Mammalia; Artiodactyla; Monodontidae
Source: RefSeq, a predicted model, not a curated record